AUGAUAAAGCGCACAUACAAGGAUGCCAUUAAUGCGCUGAAUUCUUUGCAGUCCAACUUCGCCACUAUAGAAGCUGCUCGGUUGACCGCUGGCGCCAAAAAUGCUGUUUUGAUUCCUGAGAUGAUCGAGUGGACAAGACGGAUUGGAUACAAGCCACAGGAUUUGAACAGGCUCAAUGUCAUUCACGUCACGGGAACCAAGGGCAAAGGAUCUACCUGUGCAUUUGCCACCAGCAUCUUGAACCAGUAUCGUUCUCCCGUUCAAGUUCCUGGUGCCAAGAUUACUAAGAUAGGUCUCUACACUUCACCCCAUCUUAAAAGUGUUCGUGAGCGGUUAAUAAUCAACGGAAAGCCCAUCAGCGAGGCUCUGUUCACUAAGUACUUUUUCGAUAUCUGGGACAGACUCAAUUCGACUUCUUCGGAUCUGGACAAGUUCCCUAAUAUGGGUCCAGGGGUGAAGCCAGCAUACUUCCGGUUUUUGACCCUGUUGUCUUUCCAUGCAUUCUCCAGUGAAAAUGUUGACACCGCCGUUUACGAGGUGGGAGUUGGUGGUGAGUAUGACUCCACCAACAUAUUUGAGAGUCCCACCGCUUGCGGAAUAACGUCUUUGGGAAUUGACCAUAUUGCGGUGUUGGGCAAUACUCUAGAACAGAUUGCGUGGAACAAAGCUGGAAUUUUCAAGCCAGGAGCAGCCUGUUUCAGUGUGGAGCAGCCUGAGGAGGCUCUGAAUGUGAUCAAGCAGCGUGCGGUCGAAAAGAAGGUGGCUAGCUUUGAAGUUGUGGAACAGCGUCCAGACUUGGCCGAGGUGAAGCUGGGAAUCAACGGUGAUUUCCAGCGCCAAAAUGCCUCGCUUGCUGUGCAGCUUGUCAAGGCACAUUUGGAGAAACUGGGCGUGGAAAUUGGAGCAUGUGACGUUCUCCCUGAGGAGUUUGUCACCGGGCUGGAACAGGCUUCCUGGCCUGGAAGAUGUCAGAUCAUCAAGGAUGACAAAAGAGAAGACCUCACCUGGUACAUCGACGGUUCACACACUACCGAGAGCAUUGCUAGUGGUACUGCGUGGUUUGCAAGUGUCACGAACGACACUAAUAGAAAAGUGUUGCUCUUCAACCAGCAGACUAGAAACGUUGAGAGUUUGUUAGAAGAGCUGCAUUUGCAAAUGCAAAAGUCUGGCAAGAAGUUUGACAACGUCAUUUUUAGCACAAACGUGACGUUCUCCGAUGGAAAGUACAGCGAUGACUUGGUUUCGAUCAACGUGUCACAGGAGAAAGUGGACACCAUGGAGAUGCAGAAGCAGAUGGCAGAUAUCUGGAACAAAUUCAGCAAGGAGUCCCGCAAACAUCUCUUCCACGAUAUUCAAACAAGCGUUAAUUUCAUCCGGACACUGGAAGGCCCGCUGGACGUGCUUGUGUGCGGAUCCCUCCAUCUUGUUGGUGGGUUCCUGUUGGUCCUGGAUAGCAGUAAAUAG
Molecule: messenger RNA, 1464 nt
Organism: Ogataea philodendri
Lineage: Eukaryota; Fungi; Ascomycota; Pichiomycetes; Pichiales; Pichiaceae
Exons: 1
Coding region: 1-1464 (487 amino acids)
Biological process (GO): tetrahydrofolylpolyglutamate biosynthetic process
Cellular component (GO): mitochondrion; cytosol; cytoplasm
Molecular function (GO): tetrahydrofolylpolyglutamate synthase activity; ATP binding
Source: RefSeq, a predicted model, not a curated record